AUGGGAACUGUGGAGUUAACUCGACAAGAAUCUUUCUCAGCUAGUCAUCGUUUGCAUAAUCAGGGGCUUAGCGAUGUGGCCAACCGCGAGUACUAUGGAAAGUGUAAUAAUUUCAAUGGUCACGGACAUAAUUAUGUUUGGGAAGUUACAGUCAGAGGGCCAGUUAAUAAAGAUUCUGGAUUGGUAUACAACUUGGCCAAUUUGAAAAAUGAAAUGAGAAAGGUGUUAGAUGAAGUGGAUCAUAAAAAUUUAGAUAAAGAUAUUCAAUUUUUCGCGUAUAAAAUUACUUCUGCUGAAAAUUUAGUUAUUUAUCUGUGGGAUAAACUUAAAUCAGAAAUGUCGAAUCCUGGAUUACUUUAUAAAAUGGUUUUGCAUGAAACUUCUAAAAAUUCUGUAACUUAUUAUGGCUAA
This is a messenger RNA of Thelazia callipaeda (thelaziosis nematode), 411 nucleotides long. Lineage: Eukaryota; Metazoa; Nematoda; Chromadorea; Rhabditida; Thelaziidae. The record is from the annotation of a GenBank genome assembly.